AUGGCCGCCUAUGAUAUUUGUGUCUUUAGUCUAAGAUUUGUACUUUUUGCCUUUGUGACAUGGAAAAUCAAAAGUCUGGGAGUUGGUUUGUCGCCCGGUGAAGGGGUAAGUAGCUUUUUUUUCUUUUUCAGGAUUAAGCUUAGCGCUUUCACGAACGUACGCAUAAGUUAGCCCUGUUCAAUGAAUAUUUUUGUGAAUUUGCUGAUUUUAGAUAUCUUAGGAGCUGGUUUGUCGAAUGGUUACGUCUGUUAAGUUGUUGAUUUGUCAUUUUACAUACAUGUACAUAAGCCUUACGUACGUUUAAUAGACUACUAGCAGUCUUUUUUAGUCCCUCGAGCGAAACGAUCAUACUCGUGAAUGUUAAAUUGCAUGAACGCCACUGAUGAGAUAUCUUUACAUUAAAUUUCACUGAUUUUCGCUUAGUUCACGUAGUUUGUAAGCGUAAGUCUAGAAUUUAAUUAUUACUACUUUGAAAACCAGUACAUUAUACUUACUAGUAAGUAAGUUUUAAGCUAAUAACACAAUUUUAGAGUAAGCUUAAGUUUAAGUUAAAUAUGCAUGCUGUAACUGUGCACGAUUUAACUGCAGUUGCAAUGCUUAAACCGAAACGGGUAACGAAAGUGAGAGCAUUUUCUGGCUAACUUAAGGUCAACUGGUUUCUUCCAAGAACCUGUCAAAUGUGAGGGAAAUUGUCGCCUGUGGCUACAACUUGUGUGAAGAUUAUACUUUUCACCUCUGAGAAAUAAGUUUUACAUCCUUUUUAAAGUCAUUGUGAUAAUGCCCCCUUGAAGCCAAUAUAUUUCACCGUGUUUGCCAGUGAGUCAUCAGUUUUCAUUAAUUGAAAUCUCAAUUUUUUAAUAUGGCAAGUCUGCAUUUACUCAGAUUGCACACCCUCCCUUUCACUAAGGUACAGGUUAUUGAAUUUUACUUUCUUUUAUGAUAGGAUAUGAUAUGUAAAAUGUGUUUUAGGAAUACAUGCACCUAUUUUUUGUCAUUUUGUUUACUUCAGUCCAGAGAUAAUUGACUAUAUUUCAUGUCUUUAAUUACUAUGGGCUACGGAAACAAAACAGUCAAUAUCAGCUGGCUGUUGAACAUAAAUAUCAAUUAUCGAACAUUACUCUUGAUGCACGACAGGAAAUAUAUUUUCUUUUAUUGUUCAUUUCAGAGGAAAUGUAAUUGUCCAUAAUGUAUUUUUCAUUUUUUUUUUGAAUGCCCUCAAAAAGUUCUUUAAUUCCCCUAGAGGGUGUACUUUUUAUUGACAUAAAUUUCUUUCAGAGUAAAAUAAAAUUUUAUUAUAUUCCAGCAUUCAUGGUUUGUUCAUCACCUGCUUUAAUGCAUUUAGCAGUUUUGAAAAUGUUGAUAUAGCUGUCUAGGAAAAAUUAAAGUCAUUUUUCUUCUUUGAAGUCUUAAUAACAUUGUUGUCAAUUUGAGUGAGAAUCUUUUUCAGCUAUCAACUACUUUAUUUUUGAUGACCAAGACAAGUCUUGCAGAGUUGUAAGAUCUGUUAAAGUUAUACGUUUUGUUGCACUUGCCACUGUGGAUGAACAAUCCACAGCUGAUUGUGAAAUAAUGUGUGUUUAAGGAAAAAUCUAUUGUUUUGUGCACACGCAGAAUGCUGAACAUGCAGAAGGAAGAAUACAACCAUGAAAUGCUAAGUUUCUGACAUGGUAAUGGGUCAAGCAGAAUGAAGCGGAAUGGCAUUACCAUUAUUUUAAGGACCAUUUUUGGCAUAUUUUUAGGACCAUGAUUUUGACUUAUUUUGGUUUUAUUAAAUGACUAAGGGUUCAUAUUUUACUUUCUUUGCACUUUUACUUGUCUUUUGUUAUAACGGUUGCAGGCUUUAGACUUAACAAACCAGCUUUAGCUAAUAAACUAUUGACAAAAAGCCUGAACCAUUCAUAGUUCCACCCCAGUUAUGUGGGGGAUGUUGCCAGUACAGUGAGUCAAGUUUGAGCAAAAUAGCCAAAUAUAAAGAAAAAUCCUUCUAUGUUUAUUUUACUUUCUAUGUGCUUUUUAGUAUAAUAAUCUGUUGCUCAUGUUACCAAAAUGAGUCAAUGUUGAAUACAGAAUAUAGAUCAUAACACUCUCCUGAUAGAAAAGAAAAUUUUUUCUUAAGUCUACGCAAGUCAAGUCAAUUAAUGUUUUUAAGGGGUAUAAAAUGAUGCGUCUCAGAAAAUAUCAGCUGCAGUCUCUUAAAAUAAGAGUCGGGAAUCUCGGGCUUAUAUAAUGCUACAAAUUGCCUUGUCUCAAAGUCUCAAAUUUUUAUAAUUUAAAAUUUGUACCCUGAAUACCAAGCUAUUUAUUCAUUGAGGUAACUUAGACCAACAAGCAAGAAAAACAGGUGGUGCUGAGUUUAUACUGUAACUGUCUCUUUUUUGGUGGUCGACACUUUUCUACCUAAAAAUCACAAGACUUGAUCCAAUCCAUGUUGCUUUUUAAAGCUUUCAAUAAGUUUCUUUUCUUGAUGCCAUGACGCAUGCAGCAGGUCAAGCCGGGUUGAAUGGUAUCAUUGUAUAUAUCUUUUACAGAUUUGUUUUGUUUGUUUAUUGACACAAUCACCCUGUAUUGUUUAAUGUAGCAGAUCACGUUUAUUUUGUGACGAUGCCAUUAGUGAUGUGUUCUAUAACUAACUGUGCCCAUGUUGUUGCUGAAAUCCCCUUUAACAAAAGUGUUGUGCAAAGUGAUGACAAAUUGAGCCGAAACCAAUACUUUUCAGACUAUAAUAAUAUUGUAAAAGUGCACUGCACAUUUUCAGUUCAGCAUCUCACUGAUCAGUGUGUGGUUAUUGACAGAAAGACUAUGUGUCAGCAACAUUUGCUUAAAUCUGUUUCCUUGAAAUCCAAUGUAUUGAUCAUUGCUCAAUUAAAAUUCGAACUGUGCAUGCUUUUAUAUGUCAAUUAAGCUAAUUUUAGCUCAACAAAUCACAAGAUCACUCGUUGUUUCACAGUGUCUCAAUUCUAUCCACACAAUUUUCCACUUAAAAAAAGUUUAUUUAUAAAAAUAUUUUUAGCAGGAUAGCAAGUACAUCUGUUUCACAUGUUUCAGCUGUUAAUUAAACUUAAAACAUUGAGAUCGGAUUUGUUUGUUUCGCAGGCAAGCACCAAUCAUGUCACUAUUACAGCUGGAGAAAAAACAAAGAUGGUUUACAAGGCAAGAACUAAAGAACUUACUCUGACUGCCCUGGAAUUUGGUCAGUGGACAUACAAUGAAGUAGUUAUUGUGUCAAACAGUUACUUUCUUAUUGGAAAUAACACAACAACAAGAAAGUUCUGGUUGAAAAUAAGGGAGGCAGAUGUCAGUAAAUCAGGGAUUUAUUCGUUUGUGGUCAAUGGCACUGCUGUACAACGAUGGGAGCUCCAGGUCAAAUCAGGUAUUGAGAAUCAUAAUACGUACAAUGUAAGAUCACCACUCUUUUCAUGUACUUAA
This is a messenger RNA of Porites lobata, 3426 nucleotides long. Lineage: Eukaryota; Metazoa; Cnidaria; Anthozoa; Scleractinia; Poritidae. The record is from the annotation of a GenBank genome assembly.